AUGCUGCUGCUGCUCGCCACCUUCGCGACGCCGCUGACGUACGCCGCGGGCCUGGCGCCUCCGGGAGGCUUCUGGAGCGAGAGCGUGGCCGAGCACCACGCCGGCGCGCCGCUGCUGCACGAUGGGCGCUACAAGAUCCGCUACCACGCAUUCUUCUACGCCAACGCCAACUCCUUCGUCGCCUCCCUCGUCAUCAUCAUGCUGCUCAUGAGCAGGACGCUGAGCGACCGCCUCACCCGGUACCACGCGCUGUUUGUGUGCGUCAUGGUGGAGCUGCUGGGCCUCAUGGCCGCCUACGCCGCCGGGAGCUGCAGGCGGCCCACCACGACUGUGUACGUCGUGUCCCUCGUCGGCGCCGUGCUCCUCUACAUUGUGCUGGUGCCGGUGUUCACCUUGGAAGCAUUCAGGGGACGGCGGAUAUCUCGGAUCACCACUGAAAGGAGGACAACCCCCGUCCAUGAUGGGCAGGAAGAGAAGCUGGAGCAGUCGCGGUCGCUGGUUCUGCUGAUGGCCACGUUGGCGGCGACGGUGACCUACCAGGCAGGGCUGAGCCCGCCGGGCGGCGUCUGGCCGGAAGGGCAUCCGGAUCACACCGCGGGGAACCCGGUUCUCCAGGACAUGCACCCCACGAGGUACAAGGUGUUCUACCACUGCAACACGGCGGCGUUCGUGGCGUCGGUGGUCGUCAUCAUCAUCGUCCAGAGCAAGGAGCUGAGCGCCGCCGGGCGCUUCGCGCUCAACACGGUCAUGAUACUGGACCUGUUCGGCCUUAUGGGCGCCUACGUCGCCGGGAGCUGCCGGGAUAACACCACCACCAUCUACGUGUCCGCCCUGGCCGUCACCAUCUUUGUCUACAUCAUCGCCAAAGUCGUGGCGUUCGCGGUUGGAGGCCGGGAGAGCGAGCCCACACGGUGGGCGCAAAGAAUGUGGGGUAAGGUUGUACAAGCGUUGCUCCGCCUGUCGCGGCGGCAAGGAGGAGAAGCAACUCAUUCUCCGGCCUCCGAGUCCGAGAGGAAGCGUAUUGAAGAAAAAGCGCUCGAGAGGAGGCGUAAGUUCUUGCUGCAGCUCGCCAUCCUCGCCGCCACCGUCACCUACCAGACCGGACUGAACCCUCCCGGCGGGUUCUGGCCAGAGACAGAGAGCAACGGCGAAAGAUCGCUAACCGCCGGCGACCCGGUUCUCCUCGACCACUACGGGAGCAGGUAUGAGGUGUUCUUCUACUGCAACGCCACGGGCUUCAUGGCGUCCCUCGCCGUCAUUCUCAUCCUGGUGAACCAGAAACUAUACAAGAAGAGCAUCCAGAGCAACGCUCUUCACAUGUGCAUCAUCGUUGGGCUGCUCGGCCUCAUGGGUGCCUACGCUGCCGGUAGCUGCCGGCUGCUGCGCACCUCAAUCUAUGUCUUCGCGCUCGUGGCCGCGGUGGUCGCGUUCCUCGUCCUGCAGAUCCUCUUCUGGGUGUACGCCGACUGCCCACAUUUGUCACAGAGGAUAUGCCUGAAGGGGCUGCUCGAGCAGCUGUCGCCGUCGUCGGCACCGAUGGGGGCGGGCGACGAGGGCGAAGGCGACUGGCGUCAACAAGAACGAUACCAACUGCGCAAGUCCCUGAUGCUGCUCGGCAUCCUCGCGGCGAGCGUGACCUACCAGGCGGGUCUCGCGCCUCCCGGCGGCACGUGGGGCGACGAUGAUACGGCGUCCUCCCCGUCGCCGUCGCCGUCGCUUUCACCACCGCCGUCGGCUGCAUACCUGUCCCAUGCCGGCAACCCGAUCCUACUCGACACCAACCCGCAACGGUACCAGGCCUUCUUCUACUGCAACGCGACGUCGUUCGUGGCCUCCGUCGUGGUCAUCAUGCUGGCACUGCAGUACACCCUCAAGGAGCGCUUCGCCCCGCCGUGGGCGAUGCAUAGCCUGCAGACCGUCAUGGUGCUGGACCUGCUCGGCCUGCUGGGCGCCUACGCCGCCGGCAGCUGCAGGGACUGGGAGACGUCCGCGUACGUCAUCGCGCUCGUGGCCGCGGUGGUCGCCUUCAUCACGAUCUACAUCCUGCUGUCAUUUGACGAAGUGCGAGGGACGGCCGAGGAGCUCGCGGUGUGGAAGUACUUUUCUGGAAAGAAGGAAAAGGUGCUGAAUUGCUUGGGAGCAAGCAAUGAUGAUGAUGAUGAUGAUCAAUCAGCCGCAACCGUAACGGUCACCCGUGUGUAA
Triticum turgidum subsp. durum (durum wheat) is the source of this 2202-nucleotide messenger RNA. The record is from the annotation of a GenBank genome assembly. NCBI's taxonomy places the organism in Eukaryota, Viridiplantae, Streptophyta, Magnoliopsida, Poales, Poaceae.